AUGCACAGCAACGAGAUGCAACCAGACGCUGAACUUACGGGCACAACCGAGCAACAAGACGUCUCUGCGGUUUCCACCCGACUCCCACCAUACUGGGACCGCAACCCUGCAGUUUGGUUUCUUCAAGCGGAAUCGCAAUUUAUUCUCUCUGGCGUUCGCACGGAACAACGCAAGUACCACCUAGUUGUUUCGGCACUAUCGCCUACUGCUGCAGAAGAAGUUGCCGACCUGCUUUCUGGACCGGCUUCCGCCACUCCAUACAGCGAUCUUAAGGCUGCACUUCUCGAGCGCACAACAACAUCGCAGCGAGCCCGCAUGCAGCAGUUGCUCUCCGCAGAGGACUUGGGAGACCGUCGGCCAAGCCAGCUCCUUCGCCGUAUGCGACAGCUCAUGAGCGGCAACACAACAGUAAACGAUGACCGCCUCCUUCGGGAACUGUUCAAGCAGCGCCUUCCAGUAAACGUUCAGAUGAUACUCGCUACAGCCACGCUAAUGGACCUCAACAGCCUGGCCAGCCUGGCGGACAAAGUCAUGGAGGUGGUGACGCCAGCGGUGUGCAACGUAACACCAUCAAGCACCACUGCGAGUUCAGUGCCGCAAACAUCAUCCUCCGCCGCUUCUCCCAUCGACGUGCUCUGCAAUCGCCUUGAACAAUUAGUUUGUGCUGCGGAGCGUCAUCGCACUUCACCCCGUCACGGAAGGUACCGCAGCUUGAGUAGAUCACGGCGUACAAGAGAAGAACGCUCCCGGUCUCAAACGCCACCACGGGUAUGCUUUUAUCACCGCCGCUUCGGGCAGGAGGCGUGCCACUGCCUCCGUCCUUGUGCAUGGCAGGGAAACCAGCCGGCCGACCUUUAAUGGCGACAACCGGUCAGGGCCAAAGCAAAAGUCGCCUAUUUCAUGUCAUGGACAGAGCCACAGGCCAGCAAUACCUGGUGGACCCCGGGGCGGAGGUCAGCAUUAUUCCCGCGCAACGUUCCGACCGAACUACACCGCCGACCUCCUAUCUUCAAGCUGUCAACGGUAGCAGAAUACCUGUUUACAAGUCGCGGUCCCUCACCCUGAACCUUGGCCUGCGCCGAGUGUUCCGUUGGGUUUUCCUCGUCGCUGACGUUCGCCGUGCUCUUAUUGGCGCUGAUUUCCUGGACCACCAUGGACUGCUGGUCGAUGUGAAACGCCAACGCCUGCUGGACACUGCUACGUUGCUCUCUGUUCAUGGCGCGCGUCGUUUCCUGUGACUCGCCUAUAGUCGCCCUAACCACAACAAUUGCUGGUGAUCCUUUUGCUUGCCUCCUUCAAAAGUUCCCCAACCUCACACGACCACCCGACUGGACAAAGCCCGUACAACAUGAUGUACGUCAUCAUAUCCUAACAACUGGUCCACCUGUAUUUGCUCGCCCACGACGACUCGCCCCGGACAAACUCAAAAUUGCCCGAGCAGAGUUCGAACACAUGUUGGAACUUGGAAUCAUACGACCGUCGUCCAGCAGUUGGGCGUCUCCGCUUCAUCUGGUCCCCAAGAAAUCAGGUGACUGGAGGCCGUGUGGGGACUACCGAUCCCUGAAUGCAAAAACCAUUCCGGAUCAGUACCCACUGCCUAACAUCCAAGAUUUCACGUCGGCACUGGAUGGCACUACAAUAUUUUCCAAAAUUGACCUGGUGCGAGCCUUUCACCAAAUUCCUGUCGCACAAGAAGACAUUCCAAAAAUAGCAAUUACCACCCCAUUUCGCCUUUUUGAAUUUUUGAGAAUGCCAUUCGGUCUCCGAAAUGCUGCAUAGACAUCACAGCGGUUCAUCGACACAAUCACACGUGGUCUGCCGUUCGUUUUCGCCUACGUUGACGACUUGCUUGUGGCAAGCUCAUCCCACGAAGAGCACCUCCAACAUCUCCAUCAGCUUUUUGAGCGCCUAUCAGCAAAUGGUAUCGUCGUCAACACUGCCAAGAGCGAGUUCGGAGUACCAUCACUUGAUUUUCUCGGCCAUCGCUUGGAUAACAACGGCAUCCGCCCUCUUCCUCACAAAGUUCAAGCCAUCAUGGAGUUCCCCAAGCCAGCUUCAAUCACUAAGCUGCGCCAGUUUCUAGGUCUGGUAAACUUUUACCGCCGAUUCAUUAGAAACUGUGCUAUGCUGCUGGAACCCCUCGAGCGUUUGCUCUGCGGCAAACAAUCGUCAACUUCACUGCCCUGGGACAGCACAACAGAUGAAGCUUUCAAUUCUA
Dermacentor andersoni is the source of this 2218-nucleotide messenger RNA. RefSeq lists its product as uncharacterized. NCBI's taxonomy places the organism in Eukaryota, Metazoa, Arthropoda, Arachnida, Ixodida, Ixodidae. The record is from RefSeq and is a predicted model, not a curated record.